CCCAGUGAGAUUCCUAAAGUUAAAAGCACGAGUGUAACAACUUUGGUGCCAGAAUAAGCGCCGCACUGCGGGGCACAGUGAAACAGCAACCAAGACUAGAACACGUGUUUGAGGCGCGCCCUCCGGAACCGGUGUUUCUUUGUGACAAGUAACGUUACGUGCACGAGAGUCACGACAAAUUGUCACGAGUCAAGAGAGCACAAAACGCGCUAGCCCAUUCUUGUGAACCGUGGCAGCACUAUUGUUGGUUCCCAGCUGGUCUGACGGGGAAACCAGAGCUCACAAGUUGACGUCCUGUUUACAGUUAUACAUACCUGUCUGCCGAGGUCAUUUCUACAGACUGUAUGAAGAGAGAAGAGUCAAGAAUGGACGACAAAGGUGAUCUAACGCCCUGUCAAGAAAAGGGCGCGAAAAUGACAGAAGCCGAGGAAGACUCUGGGAACGAGACAUCAGAUGAUACAGCCACUUGUACACCUGAGGUGGACAAAGAUCUUCUCGUUUCGAAGUCAUUCUAUUUCUUGUUUUUCUCCGCGUACGGUUCUCUGUUUCCUCUCCUCGCUGUGUACUUUAAGCAGCUGGGCAUGAGUGCCCCACAAAGCGGGGUGCUGAUGGGAGUCCGUCCGUUCGUGGAGUUCUGCAGCUGUCUGCUGUGGGGGGUUGUUGCAGACCGAUGGAGGAAGGGGAAGGCUGUGCUGCUACUGUCCAUAGCCUGCUGGAUCGCCUUCACCUCCUCCAUAGUUCUCGUCGCACCUGGACAUAGGCCCUGCCAAAAUGACACGGAUGAAAGUUCUGACUACAGUGAUCCCUGGGCUGAAGGUUUGACCACAUCGUCAGCAGUGUUUGAGACUGUAACAGCAAACCCCAGUACUCGUGCAGGAGCAACUAAGGCAGCUCUUCUGACACAGAAUCCAGUCAAGAUUGCCCACCUGGAGACCGCCUUCUGGACCCUGCUUGCACUUGUCGUCUGUGGGGAGUUUUUCAGCGCCCCUGCCAUCACCAUGGCGGACAGCGCCACCCUGGGGUACCUCGGGAAUGAGGUGGAUAGAUACGGUUAUCAGAGGAUGUUCGGCUCGCUGGGGUGGGGCCUGGCCAUGUUUGUCAUUGGAAUCAUUCUGGAUCAUAUUGGUCACCACACCAGUUACUGCGACACUGCACACAACAAGUACACAGUGUGCUUCGUGACAUUUGCCGUGCUCAUGAUGUGCGCACUGGUGGUGGCGACACAGUUCCGCUUCCACUACCACCAAGACGAAGAAACCAUCCCUCUCAGCGACUUCACGAAGCACGGCUUAAGCGGUAGGGUCAACGAUGGUGUAGAAAACAAAACACAACGUAAACAUUUGAGACGUAGUAAUUCUUUCAAAGACAUAACGGGGAUAGGACUCUAUGAUUCAGAUCGUGACGUCGACCUUUUCCAAUCAGACUCAGGAGAAACGCUGGCGAACUGGAGGGAGGUGUUCGCGAUACUGUGUGAUGCUCGCCACGGGUCCGUCUUGUUUGUUGCGUGGGUUUUGGGUUUCGGUAUGGGCCUUGUUUUCACCUUUCUAUUCUGGCAUCUCCAUGACUUGGGCGGCACUUACAUCCUCUUCGGCAUCGCCUCAGCUCUCAACCACAUCUCCGAGAUCACGGCCUAUCUCGUCAGCUAUUGGCUAAUUUCGCACCUGGGUCACGUGAAAAUCCUGUGCCUGGGAUUGGCUGGGACGGUGGUCCGGUUCAUCACGUACUCCUUUCUGACCAAUCCGUGGUUGGUCCUGCCUCUGGAGCUCCUGCAAGGCGUGACGCACGCGUCCAUCUGGGCGGCCUGCACGUCGUACAUCGGCCAGACCACGCCCUCCGGCCUGCGGUCCUCCGCACAGGGCAUCCUGCAGGGGGUUCACCACGGGCUCGGCAGGGGAUGCGGCUCCGUCAUCGGCGGGGUGCUGGUCCACCACUUCGGAGCCGAUGUAACUUUUUGCGCUUUUGGAAGCGCGAGCUUCCUUGUCUUGGUGCUGUUCAGUGGCCUACAUUGGUUCAUCCUGGGAAGGAACUCUACAAAUAAGGAAAAGGACCCCAUGCCAGCCAAGUACAUGUUGAGCAUCGCUACCAUGACGUCGCCUGUGACGCAGUUGGUGCAUCCCCAGCUGAACCAUGACGUCAGUUACUGACAAUGUAUUGUUCAACUGCCGCAGAACUUGUACAAAGACUGUAACAGUUGUAAGUCAUUGUAGAAAAAAUGUUCUUUUGAAAUCAUUAAAUGGCUUCCUUCAGACUUAAAAAAAUGACUAACUCCAGUCUUAGCCUGCUUAUACGUGUACCUUCUCAUGUAUUUACUGUAAGGCUAAGCUUCAUUGGAAUAUAAGGGUACAAUAAAGGUGUAGUAUAUGCUGUUUUCCAUGAGGUCCUUAUGACACUUAUGUGACUGAGAUACAACAAAAACAUGUUUGGCAUCAUAUUUGCAAAGAUUUUAUUCAUCAUGGCCAACAUGAGUCCAUAUCAAAGACUGGACACAACAAUUACAAUCAUCAUAUCUAAUUAUGGUUCUAUAAUGUGUUGCCUUGUUCUAAUCCAUACCUUCACCCAACAGAUAUCAAAUAAUUGUAAUCAUACUGUAAUGUUUGUAUCAUUUCUGUUUAGAAUAUCAUAUAGUCACAGUUACAUAAGUAUUUUAUGUAUAUAGCCAGUAAUGUAGCAAAUCACCAUUAUUCAAUAUUGCAAUAAUAGAAAAAUGAAGGCCCAUUACCUGAUUAAACCACAACAA
Branchiostoma floridae (Florida lancelet) is the source of this 2737-nucleotide messenger RNA. RefSeq names its product major facilitator superfamily domain-containing protein 6-like. The transcript has 5 exons. Gene Ontology annotation, cellular component: plasma membrane. NCBI's taxonomy places the organism in Eukaryota, Metazoa, Chordata, Leptocardii, Amphioxiformes, Branchiostomatidae. The coding region runs from base 345 to 2144 and encodes 599 amino acids. The record is from RefSeq and is a predicted model, not a curated record.